UUCACAAGAAGCAAACUCAAAUCUGGAAGGGGAGGAGUUGAAAGUAAAAUUGUUGGUCACCUACUAAAUUGACGGAAUCGUAUGACCACGUGUCAGCAUCCUGUUCCUCAUUCAAGUUGAUUGGACGGCCAAUCAUCAGCCCUCCAUCAUUAAAUUUAAAUCAAACAACACCGUUUCUUCCGAUUACUGCCUUCUUUCUCCCUCCCACUUUCCAACCUUCAUUUUCAACGCCUACCUUCUCCUCUUUCUUCUUCUUCUUCUUCCCCAUUCUCUGAUCUUGCAACUUCCACCUUAACUCUUCCUCCAUGGGACACUACUGUAGUAAAGGUGUUUCUGAUGUCGCUGACCCCACCUCCAGACCCCAGCAACAUACCCCGCAUUCCACGCCCAGCCCAUUUUCCAGCCCUCUCCCCCCUGGCAUAGCCCCCUCUCCGGCCACAACUCCGGGGAGGAAAUUCCGAUGGCCUCUCCCUCCUCCUUCUCCGGCCAAGCCCAUCAUGGCCAUUCUACGCCGGAAGUCGCGCAAGCCUUCUAUACCAGAGGAUGACCAAAUUGAGGAAGAGGAGCUGGGAGAGGUUCAGUUGGAUAAAAGCUUCGGGUACUCCAAGAACUUUGCAGCAAAGUUCGAGCUCGGGAGGGAGAUCGGGAGGGGUCAUUUUGGACAUACUUUUUGGGCCAAGGGUAAGAAGGGCGACCUCAAAGGAAACCCUGUGGCCGUUAAAAUCAUCUCUAAAUCUAAGAUGACAUCGGCUGUUGGAAUUGAAGAUGUUCGUAGGGAGGUUAAGAUAUUGAAAGCAUUGUCUGGGCAUAAGAAUCUCGUCCACUUCCAUGAUGCAUUUGAAGAUGCGAAUAACAUUUACAUGGUUAUGGAAUUGUGUGAAGGUGGAGAACUGUUAGAAAGAAUAGUGUCAAGAGGAGGAAGAUAUCCUGAACAAGAAUCCAAAACUAUUGUUGUGCAGAUCCUUUCUGUCGUCGCAUUUUGUCAUCUACAAGGGGUAGUUCACCGUGACUUAAAGCCGGAGAAUUUUCUUUUCUUGAAGAAAGACGAGAACACAGGGUUAAAAGUCAUUGAUUUUGGUCUAUCUGAUUUUGUCAAGCCAGAUGAACGUCUGAAUGAUGUUGUUGGCAGUGCAUACUAUGUUGCACCUGAAGUUCUCUACAGAUCUUAUAGUUUUGAAGCAGAUAUGUGGAGCAUUGGUGUCAUAGCAUAUAUACUGUUGUGUGGGAGCAGACCUUUCUGGGCAAGAACUGAAUCAGGAAUCUUCCGUUCCGUGCUAAGAGCCGAUCCUAACUUUGAGGAUUCCCCUUGGCCUACCAUCUCUGCAGAAGCUAAAGAUUUUGUGAAACGUCUACUGAAUAAAGACCACAGAAAAAGAAUGACGGCAGCCCAAGCUUUAACACACCCGUGGUUACGAGAUGAAAACCUUGCUGUGCCUUUGGAUAACUUCAUAUACAAGUCAGUUAAAGCAUAUGCACGUGCAACUCCUUUCAAGCGUGCAACAUUGAAGGCACUUGCAAAAGCUUUGACAGAAGAUGAGCUUUUCUACCUCAGGACCCAAUUUAAGCUCUUGGAACCGCAAAAUGGAUUUGUGACCCUUGAUAACUUUAAAGCGGCUCUUGUGAGAAACGCAACUGAAGCAAUGAGAGAGUCCCAUGUUGGUGACAUUCUAAAGAUCAUGGAACCUCUCACUCAUGAGAGAAUGGACUUCGAGGAGUUCUGCGCGGCCGCCAUCAGUGUAUAUCAGCUGGAGGCUGUUCCGGGAUGGGAAAGCAUUGCCACACGAGCUUUCGAGUAUUUUGAGCAGGAAGGAAAUCGAGUCAUUUCAGUUCAUGAGUUGGUGCAGGAAAUGAAUCUGGGUCCUGCAGCUUAUUCAUUUCUCCAGAAUUGGACAAGAAGCUCUGACGGGAAACUCAGUUUUUUUGGAUUUACAAGAUUUUUGCAUGGUGUUACAAUCCGCAACUCUAAUACAAGACAUUAACGCGCACAGCAGAAGCAGAUAGUUAAAUACCUGUACACCUCAUAUUUUUUCCUGCUCUCUUUGUAUUCUCCAUUUGAUUCAGAGCAGCUUCAAAACACAUAAUAAAGAGAAGGCUACACGAUUACGAGAUAUAUAUAGAAAGAAAUGAGGCUGUAAUAUAAGUAUUGUAUUUUGCCAAUCCUACCAUCCCGUUCUUUGGAAAAUCUUCCAACGUGUAUAAACAAUUCAGAAAGUAGAAUACAGAUUUUACUGAGAAUUACCAGAGUGAUAUGUCC
Messenger RNA from Benincasa hispida (wax gourd), 2254 nucleotides. RefSeq names its product CDPK-related kinase 4. Lineage: Eukaryota; Viridiplantae; Streptophyta; Magnoliopsida; Cucurbitales; Cucurbitaceae. Gene Ontology annotation, molecular function: ATP binding; protein kinase activity. Gene Ontology annotation, biological process: protein phosphorylation. The record is from RefSeq and is a predicted model, not a curated record.